Molecule: messenger RNA, 1294 nt
Organism: Brassicogethes aeneus
Lineage: Eukaryota; Metazoa; Arthropoda; Insecta; Coleoptera; Nitidulidae
Source: the annotation of a GenBank genome assembly
GUGCGCAUGACCGAUGACGUCACGACACUGUCGGCGAUUACGUAAACUAGCAGCUCGUGACUUUCUUUGGACGAUUAUCGCCAUUUUAUAUUGUCCAUUUUUGAGUGAAUUAAAUGAGCGAGCGUACGAGAUAGGAGUGCGUGUGUGGUGUGUACCGUGUCAAAUAUACGUGUCGUUAAUGUUAUAGUAUAGAAUAUCUGCGAAAAAACUCCUUAGCAAUGAAGUAUUUAGUGUUGUGUUUUACUUGCAAUUUUCUAUUUUUCAUUAGCACCGUCCAUUCGGUGUCCAUUGAUGGCCAUUCAAAUUCCCUACAGUUUGAAUUUAAUAGAAAUUUCAAAAUUCAUUGCAACGUAUCAACAGAUAGUAAAAACGUAACCUUAAAAUGGCUAAAGAAUGGGGAAGAACUAAUGAACAUACCUGGUUUAAAAGAGAGAAUAAAAAUAAAAUCAGAAAAUGGCGUCAACACGUUAGAAGUUAAUAGAGUAACGGAAAAGGACGCCGGUAACUACACAUGCCUUGUGCCAGACCAAGACAGCGUUAGAGCCGAAAUUCAAGUAACAAGCAAAAAUUUUGUUAAAGUACCUACCAACAUCAACGUGGUUGAAGGCGAAAAACUGAGAAUACACUGCCAGGUUGCCGGUAAACCGCCACCAAAACUGUCGUGGAUGUUCAUCCCCGAUAGCAGCAAUUCGAGCGCAGAGAACAGAACCCUAAUCGACGACGACGACAGAAUAGACCUGAAGGAAGACGAGGACCACAUUCCGAACUCCAUUCUGACAGUCACAGGCAUCACCAUGGAUGACAGGGGCGAAUACGUUUGCAUCGGCACCCCGGUCAGUGGAAAACAAGUCAAGGCCAAGAGCAUGGUUAGAGUUAAAGAUAAAUAUGCUGCCCUAUGGCCUUUCCUAGGAAUUGUCGCGGAAGUUGUCGUUUUGUGCGCCAUCAUCUUCAUCUAUGAAAAGAAACACAACAAAGCAGAACUGGACGAAAGUGACACAGACCAAAGUCCUGAUCAAAAAAACACACCUGACCAUGGCAAAGACUCAAAUUUGAGGCACAGACAGUGAAUAUAAAAUUGUUAAAACUUAAAAAAUUAAUACCAUUUGAAUUAUAAAAAAAAUGUAAAGAUUAGAAAAGAAAAAUAAACUUUCAGUUUACUAGUGAAUGCGAGCUGUAAAAACAGUGUUAUUGUUAACGCCUUCCCAUGUAGACUUUUUUUUCGUAAAAUUGAAGCCUUGUCAACGUAAUGCUGGUUAUUUUAUAUUUUUGAUAUGUUUUGCUAUGUUUUGAGUGA